Euleptes europaea (tarantolino) is the source of this 975-nucleotide messenger RNA. RefSeq names its product olfactory receptor 14A16-like. The record is from RefSeq and is a predicted model, not a curated record. Gene Ontology annotation, cellular component: membrane. Bases 16 to 975 code for a protein of 319 amino acids. The transcript has a single exon. Gene Ontology annotation, biological process: G protein-coupled receptor signaling pathway. Gene Ontology annotation, molecular function: odorant binding; G protein-coupled receptor activity; olfactory receptor activity. NCBI's taxonomy places the organism in Eukaryota, Metazoa, Chordata, Lepidosauria, Squamata, Sphaerodactylidae.
UUUAAUAGUUUAAAAAUGGCUAAUGAAACAUCCAUCUCAGAAUUCCUGCUCCUUGAAUUCUCAACAAUACGGGAACAGCAGAUCCUGCACUUCUUUUUAUUCCUGGCAUUGUACCUCGCAAUAGUCACAGGGAAUCUUCUCAUAAUCUCUGCAGUGGCUUUUGACCCCCACCUGCACACCCCCAUGUAUUUCUUUCUCAUGAACUUGGCCAUACAGGACCUUGGCUCCGUUUCAGCCAUUAUCCCCAAAUCCAUGGUCAAUUCCCUCACGGAUACCAGAGACAUUUCUUAUUCUGGAUGUGUAGUUCAAGUUUUCUUUUUUGUGUUCUUUGUAGGAGCUGAUUUUUUUCUCCUCACCCUCAUGGCAUAUGACCGGUACAUUGCCAUUUGCAAUCCCUUACAGUACGAAGUGGUGAUGAACAAGCAAGCCUGUACCCAAAUGGUUGCCAGUGUAUGGAUCACUGGCUUUCUUUAUAGUGUACUGCACACUGGGGGCACCUUUGCUGCAACUUUCUGCUCCAAUAUUGUCAAUCAGUUCUAUUGUGAAAUCCCACAGUUGCUUAAGAUCUCCUGCUCUGACUCAUAUCUAACUGAAGUUGGAGCUCUUGCAGUCAGCGCAGUUGUGGAGUUUGGUUGCUUUGUCUUCAUAAUUGUAACGUAUGUGCUGAUUUUUUCUACAGUGCUGAGAAUGCCCUCCGUCCAGGGAAGGCAAAAGGCCUUCUCCACUUGCCUCCCACAUCUCAUAGUUUUCUCCACAUUUGUAGUCACGGGGUGGUUCGCUUACCUGAGGCCCCCCUCUCAAACACCAUCUGACCUGGAUUUGGCAUUAACUGUGAUCUAUACGUUUGUUCCGCCCAUGAUGAAUCCCAUUAUUUACAGCAUGAGGAACAAGGAUAUCAAGGUUGCCCUGUCAAAACUGUUUGUUCCGUUGUGCUCAACUGAGAAAACCUUGUCUAGCUUUUGUGCCUAUGUCUGA